This is a messenger RNA of Alternaria rosae, 2157 nucleotides long. Its product is annotated as glycoside hydrolase superfamily. The record is from RefSeq and is a predicted model, not a curated record. Gene Ontology annotation, biological process: carbohydrate metabolic process. The transcript is spliced from 2 exons. Gene Ontology annotation, molecular function: beta-N-acetylhexosaminidase activity. NCBI's taxonomy places the organism in Eukaryota, Fungi, Ascomycota, Dothideomycetes, Pleosporales, Pleosporaceae. Bases 1 to 2157 code for a protein of 718 amino acids.
AUGUUGUUUUUGGUGUUGUCGCAGUUGACCGGCCUGGUCAACGCGCUGCAGCCUCUGCCCCCAGUUUCACCAAGUUACAGCAAGAGCGAUGACCUCGGCUUCUCUAUCGGCACGGAUGCAAGGAAGAUAUAUAUCGACAGAAGCUUUGCCGAAAAGAGAGACUCGGAAGGUCUCACGCUUAUACCGCCAACUGCUCAUGAGUUUGCUGAAACAUUCCGCACCGACAUCUCAUCGCUCUUUGGUGGUUCCUGGACUCUGGAGCAAGUAGACGACUUUCCACCCACUGGUAUCCAUAUCGGCCCGAUCCGAGAUACCGAUAUCUCAUUAACAUACGAGAAUGGCCACCCUACAGAAGAAGGAUACGAGCUUGAGGUCGCCAAUGGCACCAUAUACAUAGGCGGAGCAGGUGCUAGAGGCAUGUUCUGGGGAACGCGUACCCUAUUGCAGAAGCUCUUGAUUGACGACGGCUCUCUCAUGACGGAUUGGAUAGUUGAUGCGCCUGCGUACAGCACACGGGGAUUCAUGCUCGACGCAGGCCGUAAAUGGUACGAGAAGGACUUCCUCAAAGAGCUCUGCACGUAUGCCUCUUUCUUCAAGAUAUCAGAGUUCCACUAUCACUCUAGCGACAACUAUCCCUUGAACCGUGGCCGCAAUGAGACGUGGCAGGAUGUAUUCUCGCAUUUUUCGCUGUAUCCAGAAGAGAAUGUAGAACUGCAGGGUAUCAUCCAGCGCCCAAACGAGACCCUUUCACGCGCCGACUUCGAAGACUUCCAACAGCACUGUGCACAACGUGGUGUCACCGUCAUUCCCGAGAUCGAAGCCCCAGGCCAUGCUCUAGCGAUUACGAAAUGGAAGCCUGAGCUAGCACUAGCAAAGGAGGACCUCCUCAACCUGAGUCAUCCGGACGCAAUCCCGACAGUCAAAGCAAUCUGGUCAGAGUUUCUCCCAUGGUUUCAGACGAAGGAGAUACACAUUGGUGCUGAUGAAUACGAUUCCGAUCUGGCAGACGACUACAUCAAUUUCGUAAACGAGAUGGCCGACUUCAUCAACAGUACUUCUGGUAAACGCGUACGUAUCUGGGGUACUUACGAGCCAUCCGAGAAUCUCACCAUCUCGAAAGACAUCAUAGUACAGCACUGGCAGUACGGCCAAUCAGACCCUCUCGAGCUCCAGAACGAUGGAUACGACAUGAUCAACUCCGAGGAUUGGUGGGCAUACAUGAGUCUUAAAAACGACCAUAUGCCCAUCCUCCCGGCACCGUAUCCGCAGUUCUAUAACGUCACCCGCACGAUGAACUUUGCCAACGUACCAGGAUGGCAGUGGGAACCAUCUCUUUACAACCCAGUCAACAUCACAGAGCAGGUCGAGCCUCGUGCUAGCGGUAACAGAGGCGCUAUUCUUGCUGCUUGGAACGACAAUGGUCCGGAUGCGACUACGCAGCUGGAAGCAUACUAUGCGAUGCGAGAGGGUAUGCCAGUCAUGGCGGCGGGUGCGUGGGCGGGUGCGCGAGGUGCAAAGAUUGUCCCAGAGGAGUUGGCGGACAGUAUCGCGGUCUUGGCAACAAAAGCUCCCGGACAAAAUCUAGAUCGUCGUUUCACGAUCGCUGAAUCAGAUCCACAGAGCUCAGCGCUGAUAUCGUGGACACGGAACUCUUCCAGUAACAGCAACACGACAUUGGGUAUGGGCACGUAUGGACCACCGUACACCCUGACCCUGAACGUAUCUUCAUCCUUCACCUUGCCAGGCCCUGAUACCUCACUUUCUCUUGUUGAUCUUCCAAACAACUCCAGUGGUAGCACCACAACACUAAUGUUCACCACGGCCGAUGGCUUCGAGUAUCCCCUACGUUCCGUGUCUUCUGUUGAUGGCCACGAUACUGGACAUCCGGGUCGCAUAUGGACUAACCAGACAACAUCUUCCCAUGAUCCAGUACCGAUCAGGCUGCCAGCAAAUUUGCGCAUUGAGACCGACAUAAUUAGCGGUAGUCGCGUCUGGGUGAAUGAUACAUUCGCGGGCCGGUUUGAAGUGUUCGUAUUUGGGGGCCGGAAUACGCUGUUUAGCUGGAGUCAAAUGGCGCUUGUUGCGCCGCUAGACGUGGUAGAGGGUGGUGUUGAUAGUCUGAUGCUUCAGACUGGUGUUGUGCUAGGUGCGUCAUAA